AUGACAAGGCCCGCAACACCGCCGCGUGUCCUGCCCUCGGAGGCUCAAGUCGAAGGGCAUGAACACGCCCUUGACUCCGAUGAGGAUGUACCUGUUAACAAGAUUGCUAGCUUCAAUGGCAAGCUCAAUCAAUAUAUCCAUACAAGCGGCCCCUCAAGCGGCCCAUCAAGCGGAUCAACCGAGCGGGAAAGCCAAUCCAUCAGUCCGUCCAAACCCACCCUGGUUGCUUCCGGUCUCAAGCGUGAAUUACCGGCCAGCGACAUCGACGUUGGGCUUAUGAAAGAACAAACCACCCAAGACAUCAUCUCAAGUCCCAAGCGAAGCAAGAAAAUGGACCCAACAACACCCCAUCCUCUCCCACCACCUCGGGUAACCCGCUCCCGCACAUCUCGCACGAUCAUAUCCAUGUCCCAAGCGUCAACAUCCGUCUCCUCCCCCAAGAAACCACCACGUCGCCACCGCAAUCCCCCACCAACGUGUCCCUUACCCCCGAUCCCUUCUCUCCUCCGCGACACCAUUCCACCAAACCUGAUCCUCCUCCUCGUCGGCGUGAAUCCGGGCAUCCUCACCGGCAGCACGGGUUACGCCUACGCACACCCGUCGAACCUGUUCUGGAAACUACUGCACUCCUCCGGGAUAACGUCCACGCGGCACCCCCCCAGCGACACUUACAAGCUCCCCGCGCUGUACAGCGUCGGUAACACGAACAUCGUGGCGCGGCCCACCCGUGACGCCAGCAUGCUCAGCAAAGCGGAGAUGGACGCGGGCGUGCCGGAGCUGGAGGCCAAGGUGGCCGCCCAGCGGCCGGAGGCGGUUUGUCUGGUGGGCAAGAGUAUCUGGGAAGCUGUGUGGCGGGUGCGGCAUGGACGGGGUAUCCGUAAGGAGGAGUUCCGGUAUGGGUGGCAGGUGGAGACAGAGAAUAUGGGUUGCGUGGCUCACGAGGAUUGGGGCGGGGCGCCGGUGUUUGUGGCAACAACGACGAGCGGGCUGGCGGCGGGGAUGAGGCCGGCGGAGAAGGAGGCUGUGUGGGCGGAGUUGGGGGCAUGGGUGGUGAAGAGGAGGGCGGAGAGGGGAGAGGGCAGCGGGGGUUCUAAUUGCUGA
Penicillium macrosclerotiorum is the source of this 1101-nucleotide messenger RNA. RefSeq names its product mismatch-specific DNA-glycosylase. The record is from RefSeq and is a predicted model, not a curated record. Gene Ontology annotation, molecular function: mismatch base pair DNA N-glycosylase activity. The coding region runs from base 1 to 1101 and encodes 366 amino acids. Lineage: Eukaryota; Fungi; Ascomycota; Eurotiomycetes; Eurotiales; Aspergillaceae. Gene Ontology annotation, biological process: base-excision repair, AP site formation. The transcript has a single exon.